CAGAUUCCUUUGACAUUGCACUGGAGGAGGGACAAUUUCAAAGUGUUACAAAACGGGAAGAAUUAAUUGAGAAAACAAUUUGUUCCCCGCGUUUCAGUUGCAAUAUUAUAUUAUUGUAGCUAACGUUAGGGGAAUCAUGUAUCGGCGCGCUGUGCAGUCCGGCGUAAGAAGCAUUAUAAAUAUUUCAGCAUCCAGGGCAGCACUUGGAAAGGCAGUAGAGCAAGAAGCAUGUGUCUCACGAGCUUUAGCGGUUUGCGCGAGGGUAGGCCCCUCCAGCCCGUCUCAGACACAGUGCCGGACACUGCACAACACCAGAGAGCUCUAUUCAGUAAAAGAAACUCCACAAGCCACAGAGGAGGAGGUGGGAGCGUUCACCAAGCUUAUCGAAGCCAUGGGCUUCACAGGACCUCUCAAAUACAACAAAUGGAAAAUUAAGAUUGCUGCCUUGCGUAUGUAUACUUGCUGUGUCGAGAGAAUCAACUAUGACGAAUUCUUUGAAAAGUGCUCCCUCCCAGACACGCUCAACUCCUGGUUUCUGGUGGCCCAGCUCCACGUCUGGAUGUGUCUGGUACGGAUGAGGCAGGAGGGUCGUGCCGGGAAGUACAUGUGCCGCUACAUCGUUCACUCCAUGUGGGAGGACGUGGAGCAGAGGAGCAAAAUCAUGGGGAUCGAUGCCAUCCAGCGGAAGGAAAGCAUGAAAGCCAUGACAGAGACUUUCUACGCUGCUAUUUUCGGAUACGAUGAGGGAAUCCUGUCUGAUGAUGGAGUGCUGGCGGCCGCGCUGUGGCGGAACCUGUUCAACAGACAGUGUGAGGACCCCAGGCAGCUGGAGCUGAUGGUGGAAUACGUCCGCAAACAGAUGCAGUUCAUCGACUCUCUGGAUGGAGAGGACCUGAUCCUGACCGGGGAAGUCAAGUGGCGCCCACUGAUAGAGGAGAAUGCACAGAGCAUCCUGAAGGUCCCCACUCCCACCUACAAUGAUGCCGGUCUCUGAGGUCUCUCUCCAGCCCCCCCCACCCUUCACCCUGCGUCCGGACACUCUGUAGACAGCAUAGACAUCAGGGCCCCUCUCCCUGAUCUACACACACUCUCCCCCCCCCCGUUCACCAAGCGACUGGCAGGAAAAUACUCUUUGGCAUCAUUUCCUAUAAGUCUUGGGAGUAAGAAGACAGCUCUUUGGGAUUUUGCACUUUCCUUUUUAAGCAUUUAGAAAGGAUUUCUGUAUUUAUAUGUUUUUUUCUUUACAGAUGCCACAGUAUUUAUAAAUAAGUACUCACAGUCUCCCUUGUACACACCCUGUCUUCUUUGUUUGGUGCAACGGUUCCAUGUUUCUGUGCUCUCGGAGGAUUAUGGGAAAUGUUGUGCCCCAAGGACCAUCAUUCUGUAUCGAAUGGGGCUUUCAUUUUAAAUGAAAUAAAAUGUUCUCUGGGUGUAUACCAGUCAUUUACAAAAUAUAUCUCUGUUUCCCUUAUUUUACAAGGAAAUGUGCUGUAUGUUUUCCCCCAAUUAGUGUCUUGAUGUGUCUUCUGUAAUGACAUGACAAUCGGUGGGCUUCUGAGCUGAUGCAGAUGGUACCCACUCUGAGGUAAUGAAUGUUUGUCUCCACAGCAACGGGUGGUGUGGGGUUGCAUCCCUGCAAUCAGAUCAUGAACGUGUCUGAAAGGAGCUAUAUUGAAUUUCUUCAAGCAUAAGGACUGUUGCAUUUGCUUUGGUCUGUUAUCUUCCCAGCAGGGGGCGCCAGGUCUCUCUGGGCAAACGUGUUCACAGCAAGUAGUUUCUUGUCCACUCCUUACAUUUACUGUACGCAAUUGUAAGACAU
Megalops cyprinoides (Indo-Pacific tarpon) is the source of this 1819-nucleotide messenger RNA. RefSeq names its product ubiquinol-cytochrome-c reductase complex assembly factor 1 (gene uqcc1). Lineage: Eukaryota; Metazoa; Chordata; Actinopteri; Elopiformes; Megalopidae. The record is from RefSeq and is a predicted model, not a curated record. Gene Ontology annotation, cellular component: mitochondrion. Gene Ontology annotation, biological process: mitochondrial respiratory chain complex III assembly. Bases 137 to 994 code for a protein of 285 amino acids. The transcript is spliced from 9 exons.